UCUAUAUAUAUACUAUUGCUCAUAGUAUUCACACAUUCUUCUCCUAAGCACGCACACAACACAGGUCUACAACAUCUGUAGUUCAUCACAUUCCCUUGCACGGUUGCACUGCACCUUCUAUCAUAGGCACAUUCACUGCAGGUCAACAAGGCCGCAGCAGAUCGAUCUCCAUGGACAUGGACAUGAGCUCAGCUUAUCCCCACCACUGGCUCUCCUUCUCCCUCUCCAACAACUACCACCAUGGCCUUCUUGAGGCCUUCUCCAACUCCUCCUCCGCUGCUCCACUCGGAGACGAGCAGGGUACAGUGGAGGAGUCCCCGAAGAUGGUGGAGGACUUCCUCGGCGGCGUCGGUGGCGCGGGCGCCCCACCGGCGGCGGCGACGGCUGCAGAGGAUCACCAGCUUGUCUGCGGCGAGCUGGGCAGCAUCACGGCCGGGUUCUUGCGCCACUACCCGGCGCCUGGGACGACGGUGGAGAACCCCGGCGCGGUGACCGUGGCGGCGAUGUCGACGGACGUGGCGGAGUCCGACCAGGCGAGGCGCCCCGCCGAGACGUUCGGGCAGCGCACAUCAAUCUACCGUGGUGUCACCAGGCACCGGUGGACAGGGAGAUACGAGGCGCACCUGUGGGACAACAGCUGCCGCCGGGAAGGCCAAAGCCGCAAAGGUCGCCAAGUCUACUUAGGAGGCUAUGAUAAGGAGGAGAAGGCGGCUAGAGCUUACGACCUCGCCGCACUCAAGUACUGGGGUGCUACAACCACGACCAACUUCCCGGUGUCCAACUACGAGAAGGAGCUGGAGGAGAUGAAGUCGAUGACGCGGCAGGAGUUCAUCGCGUCGUUGCGCAGGAAGAGCAGCGGCUUCUCGCGAGGUGCCUCCAUCUACAGAGGAGUCACAAGGCAUCAUCAGCAUGGCCGGUGGCAGGCAAGGAUCGGCAGGGUGGCCGGAAACAAGGACCUGUACUUGGGCACGUUCAGUACUCAGGAGGAAGCAGCGGAGGCAUACGACAUUGCUGCGAUCAAGUUCCGCGGGCUCAAUGCCGUGACCAACUUCGACAUGAGCCGCUACGACGUGGACAGCAUCCUCAACAGCGACCUCCCCGUUGGGGGCGGAGCGGCCGGACGCGCCUCCAAGUUCCCACUGGACUCACUGCAGCCAGGGAGCGCUGCUGCGAUGAUCGCCGGAGCUGCGUCACAGGCCAUGCCGCCGUCCGAGAAGGACUACUGGUCUCUGCUCGCCCUUCACUACCAGCAGCAGCAGCAGCAGCAGCAGUUUCCGGCUUCUGCUUACGAGGCUUACGGCUCCGGCGUGAACGUGGACUUCACGAUGGGCACCAGCAGCCACAGCAGCAGCAACACCGGCAGUGGCGUCAUGUGGGGCACCACUACGGGUGCAAUGGGACAGCAAGACAGCAGCAGCAGCAAGCAGGGCAACGGCUAUGCCAGCAACAUUCCUUAUGCUGCUGCUGCUGCUGCUAUGGUUUCUGGAUCAGCUGGCUACGAGGGCUCCACCGGAAACAAUGGAACCUGGGUUACCAGUAGCACUAGCACCAGCACGGCUCCCCAGUACUACAACUAUCUGUUCGGGAUGGAGUAGGUGCACUGACAAGCUAGCUAGCUGAAAUCAGGUGAUAGGCCUAGGAAGCUAGGACUGACAUUGAACUGAUCACAAUUUUGGCUGCUACAUAUGCCCAUGUAUGGGUAUGGCUGGGGUGCAUCCUUCUGCUAUUCAUGAUAUUUCCUGACUUACUGUAGCAGAGAGCUCAUUUACCAUCAACAUUUCUAAAUUCUAAUUCAAGCUCGUUUUAAGCUAUAUU
Molecule: messenger RNA, 1815 nt
Organism: Sorghum bicolor (sorghum)
Lineage: Eukaryota; Viridiplantae; Streptophyta; Magnoliopsida; Poales; Poaceae
Product: AP2-like ethylene-responsive transcription factor AIL5
Exons: 9
Coding region: 171-1595 (474 amino acids)
Biological process (GO): regulation of DNA-templated transcription
Molecular function (GO): DNA binding; DNA-binding transcription factor activity
Source: RefSeq, a predicted model, not a curated record